Molecule: messenger RNA, 336 nt
Organism: Aspergillus neoniger CBS 115656
Lineage: Eukaryota; Fungi; Ascomycota; Eurotiomycetes; Eurotiales; Aspergillaceae
Exons: 4
Coding region: 86-271 (61 amino acids)
Source: RefSeq, a predicted model, not a curated record
GUCCAUAUCAAAUCUGCUUCUUUUUUUGUCUCAUCGACGCCAAUGCAAGAUACAGCGCAUGUUCUGAUAGUACACUCGAUAGCACAUGCCGUUCAAUAUCAGUAGUAAAAGUGCCUUGCUAGGAUACGCAUACUUCAUACUACAAAGUGCCUACUAUAUUUCUCGGCCAUCCCGGCUCCUCUAUACCUUGUUUAUGUCGUCGAUAAUAUACUAUAACGCAACAAUGGCUUGCCCACGUAGUCGCCAUUUAGUCAUGGACUGCAUGCGCUAAGCCUCAGAGACUGGAUGCAAGUGGUGAGUGCAUUACGGACUGUUGAAGUCCUAGUUUACGAGGAC